This is a messenger RNA of Theobroma umbraticum, 1705 nucleotides long. Its product is annotated as pyruvate dehydrogenase E1 alpha. The record is from RefSeq and is a predicted model, not a curated record. Lineage: Eukaryota; Viridiplantae; Streptophyta; Magnoliopsida; Malvales; Malvaceae. Gene Ontology annotation, biological process: pyruvate decarboxylation to acetyl-CoA. Gene Ontology annotation, cellular component: intracellular membrane-bounded organelle. Gene Ontology annotation, molecular function: pyruvate dehydrogenase (acetyl-transferring) activity.
CCCUUCCUCUCGUUUAUAUCGGUCCCCCCUUUCUUUCAUUUCCUCCUUCACCUCCCAUUUUCUCUGCUUUCCUCCUCCCCCGCUACACUCCCAUCAGAAACCAAAAAAGAAGCCGAAAAGUAGAGGGGUAGGAAAUGUCUGGCGCUUUCUCCGCAGCCAAGUUCACCACCCAGCCUUUCCUCUCCACACCACUUCCCCCAGAUCUCACGACAAGCCCCUCAAUAUCCCCAGCGCCACCUCACCGUUCUUCGGAUCCUCCCGCAAACUCCGCCUCAUUCUUCUUCCAAAUUGAAUCUCCACGUCGAUCGGGGACUGUCGUCGCCGUCUCCGAUGUCGUCAAGGAAAAGAAAUCCAAAUCCACCCCCAAUCUGUUAAUUACAAAAGAAGAGGGAUUGGUAUUGUACGAAGAUAUGGUAUUAGGAAGAGCAUUUGAAGAUAUGUGUGCUCAGAUGUAUUACAGGGGCAAAAUGUUUGGUUUUGUUCAUCUUUACAACGGCCAAGAAGCCGUUUCCACUGGUUUCAUUAAGCUCUUAAAGAAAGAAGAUUCUGUCGUAAGCACUUACCGUGAUCACGUGCACGCCUUAAGCAAAGGCGUCCCUGCACGUGCCGUCAUGAGCGAACUCUUCGGCAAGGCCACCGGCUGCUGCCGCGGCCAAGGUGGGUCGAUGCAUAUGUUUUCGAGCGAACACAAUUUGCUUGGUGGGUUUGCAUUUAUCGGUGAAGGGAUCCCCGUUGCCACGGGGGCGGCUUUCACCUCCAAGUAUAAGAGAGAGGUUCUGAAGGAAGCGGGAUGUGAUCAUGUCACGUUGGCGUUUUUCGGGGAUGGGACUUGUAAUAAUGGGCAGUUCUUUGAGUGUUUGAAUAUGGCCGCGUUGUGGAAGCUGCCCAUUGUGUUUGUCGUUGAGAAUAAUUUGUGGGCUAUUGGGAUGUCGCAUUUGAGGGCUACUUCUGAUCCUCAGAUUUAUAAGAAAGGACCGGCUUUUGGAAUGCCCGGUAUUCAUGUCGAUGGGAUGGAUGUUUUGAAGGUGAGGGAAGUGGCUAAGGAGGCAAUUGGCAGGGCUAGGAGAGGAGAAGGUCCAACAUUGGUGGAAUGCGAGACAUAUAGGUUUAGAGGACACUCAUUGGCUGACCCUGAUGAGCUUCGCGACCCUGCUGAGAAGGCUCACUAUGCUGCAAGAGAUCCAAUCACAGCCCUGAAGAAGUAUCUAAUUGAGAACAGUCUGGCCAGUGAAGCAGAGUUAAAGGCCAUAGAUAAGAAGAUAGAUGAGAUGGUCGAGGAUUCUGUUGAGUUUGCAGAUGAAAGCCCCCCUCCUCCUCGGAGCCAGCUGCUCGAAAAUGUGUUUGCCGAUCCAAAAGGUUUUGGAAUUGGACCUGAUGGCCGAUAUAGAUGUGAGGAUCCAAAGUUCACCGAAGGCACUGCUCAUGUCUAAACUUUGGAAGUAGGACCAUGAUCAAAAUCUAUUUACGCUCACAUUUUGUUAUUGCAUUCUCAUAUAUUUAGUUACUGCUAGAAAUUUCUUGUCCCCUUCUUUGUAGUGUUUCUUGUGUAACCAGUAUGUCUUCUUUAGGUUGUUUGUCUAUUUAAAAUUUUGGUUUCAUAAUUUAAUUUCCAUUGUUUCUUGGACAUGUGCUUUGAGUGGCAAACCCCGAAGGGUUGGUUGGCCCUAUUUCCUGCCUUGCUGACAGUUUGAUGGUUUUCAUAUUU